This is a messenger RNA of Oncorhynchus nerka (sockeye salmon), 5068 nucleotides long. RefSeq names its product calpain-1 catalytic subunit-like. Gene Ontology annotation, cellular component: cytoplasm. Gene Ontology annotation, biological process: proteolysis. The record is from RefSeq and is a predicted model, not a curated record. The transcript is spliced from 42 exons. NCBI's taxonomy places the organism in Eukaryota, Metazoa, Chordata, Actinopteri, Salmoniformes, Salmonidae. The coding region runs from base 84 to 4295 and encodes 1403 amino acids. Gene Ontology annotation, molecular function: calcium-dependent cysteine-type endopeptidase activity; calcium ion binding.
UGGGCGGAGAGUCACAGCAAAACUUUCCAUUAACAUCUGUAGAUUUCUUGGUGAUAACGACGUUGUACAGCAUCUCACUGAUAAUGUCUGGAAUGGCGUCUAACCUAGCUAAAAAGCGGGCAUUGGCUGCAGGGUUUGGCACUAAUGCUAAUGCGGUGAAAUAUCUCAAUCAGGAUUUUGAAGCGCUUAGGGCGCAAUGUUUAAGUCGUGGAGGGCUAUUCUCGGAUCCAACUUUCCCAGCCGCACCCGAAUCUUUGGGCUUUAAUGAACUCGGACCAGGCUCGUACAAAACUAGAGCAGUGCAAUGGAAAAGGCCAGGAGAGUUGUGCUCAAGUCCAGAGUUCAUUGUUGGAGGAGCCACCAGAACAGAUAUCUGUCAAGGAGCUCUAGGUGACUGUUGGCUUUUAGCUGCCAUUGCCUCUUUGACACUCAAUGAAGAUGUCAUGGCUAGAGUGGUCCCCGUUGGACAGAGCUUUGGGGAAAGUUACGCUGGCAUUUUUCAUUUUCAGUUUUGGCAGUUUGGGGAGUGGGUGGAUGUUGUCAUUGAUGACAGGCUGCCCACAAAAGAUGGAGAGCUGCUGUUUGUUCACUCAGCUGAGGGCUCAGAGUUCUGGAGUGCACUGCUGGAGAAGGCCUACGCCAAGGUGAAUGGCUGCUACGAGGCCCUGUCUGGGGGCUCCACCACUGAGGGCUUUGAGGACUUCACUGGGGGCAUUGCAGAGAACUACGACCUGAGGAAACCCCCUCCGAACAUGUUCCAGAUUAUUAAGAAGGCAAUUGAGUCAGGGGCUCUGCUUGGCUGCUCCAUUGACAUAACCAGCGCCGCUGAUUCUGAGGCAGUCACACGACAGAAGCUGGUGAAAGGGCAUGCCUACUCCCUAACAGGGGCUGUUGAGGUGACCUAUCGUGGCCGUAAGGAGAAGCUGAUAAGGAUACGUAACCCUUGGGGUCAAGUGGAGUGGACAGGGGCUUGGAGUGACAGCUCCUCAGAGUGGAACUCCGUUGAUGAUUCAGAGCGCCAGAACGUCAAAGCUGAUGAUGGAGAAUUCUGGAUGUCAUUUACAGAGUUCCUGCGGCAUUACUCUCGCAUAGAGAUUUGCACUCUGACCCCAGAUACACUAACGGAUGACUCUGUGAAGCACUGGAGUGUGUGUAACUAUGAUGGUAGCUGGAGGAAGGGUUCCACUGCUGGGGGGUGCAGGAACCACGCCUACACCUUCUGGAUGAACCCCCAGUUUGUGAUCAGGCUGGAUGAGGAGGACGAUGACCCUGAUGAUAACGAGGUGGGCUGCAGCUUCGUGGUGGGCCUGAUCCAGAAGAACCGGCGCCGGCUGAGGAAAGUAGGCGAAGACAUGCACACCAUUGGCUUUGCCAUCUAUGAGGUUCCAUCACAGUUUCAUGGUCAGAGGGAGGUUCACCUGGACAAGAAUUAUUUCCUGACACAUGCUCAAAAGGCCCGGUCUGAGACCUUCGUCAACCUUCGGGAGGUUAGCACCCGCUUCAAAAUGCCCCCCGGGGAGUACCUCAUUGUGCCCUCCACCUUCGAGCCGCACUUAAAUGGUGACUUCUGCAUCCGUGUUUUCUCAGAGAAGCAGACUGAGACUCGACCAUGUGACGAUCCUGUCAAGGCAGACUUAGAUGACGAGACUGUAUCUGAUGCUGAAGUCGACGCAGGAUUUAGAGGCUUGUUUACCAAGCUUGCAGGAGAUGACAUGGAGAUCUCUGCAGCAGAGCUGAAAAACAUCAUGAAUAAGAUUGUCUCCAAACGAACUGACAUCAAAACAGAUGGCUUCAGUCUUGAAACCUGUAGAAUCAUGGUCAACCUCAUGGAUGACAGUGGGAAUGGAAAAUUGGGCCUUGGGGAAUUCGCUACUCUGUGGAAGAAAGUGCAGAAAUACCUGGGUAUCUAUAAGAAGAAUGACAUGGACAAUUCAGGCACCAUGAGUACUCCAGAGAUGCGUAUGGCCCUGAAAGAAGCAGGCUUCACUUUGAACAAUGGCAUUUAUCAGAUCCUCGUGGCUCGCUACGCUGAGCCAGACAUGACCAUCGACUUUGAUAACUUUGUGGCCUGCCUUAUGCGUCUGGAUAUGAUGUUCAGAGUCUUUAUGAAGAUUGAUGCUCAUGACAGUGGCUCCAUUGAGCUCGACUUCCAUCAGAUCUGCUACAACGAUCGACUAUUCAUGUACCCAUUCGGAGGGGUCUCAGCGCGCAUCCAGAGGGAGAGACUACACGCAGAGGGAAUGGGAACCAACGAGCGGGCGCUGAAGUUCCUCAACCAGGACUACGAGGCCUUGAAGCAGGAGUGCCUGGAGAGCGGCUGCCUGUUCGAGGACUCCUGCUUCCCCCCCGAGCCACCCUCCCUGGGCUUCAAAGAGCUGGCCCCCCACUCAUCCAAAACCCAGGGCGUGGAGUGGAUGAGGCCCACAGAGUUUUCAGAUAACCCUGAGUUCAUUUUGGGCGGCGCCACAAGGACUGAUAUCUGUCAAGGAGCACUGGGUGACUGCUGGCUCCUGGCAGCCAUUGCUUCCCUCACCCUUAAUGAGAAGCUGCUACACAGGGUGGUCCCUCAUGGUCAAUCCUUCCAAGACAACUACGCUGGCAUCUUCCACUUCCAGUUCUGGCAGUUUGGAGAGUGGGUGGAUGUUGUCAUUGAUGAUCGACUGCCUGUCAAAGAUGGCGAGCUCAUGUUUGUUCACUCUGCUGAGGGUAACGAGUUCUGGAGUGCCCUGAUUGAGAAGGCUUAUGCCAAACUGAGUGGCUCCUAUGAGGCCUUGUCUGGUGGCAGCACCACAGAGGGCUUUGAGGACUUCACCGGUGGCGUGGCAGAGUUUUACGAGCUACGUAAGGCACCUAAGGAUCUGUACCGGAUCAUCGGUAAAGCCCUGGAGAGAGGUUCCCUUCUGGGCUGCUCCAUUGACAUCACCAGUGCCUUCGACAUGGAGGCAGUGACCUUUAAGAAGCUGGUUAAAGGCCAUGCCUACUCUGUCACAGGUCUGAAGCAGGUGGAUUUCCGGGGUCGCAUGGAGAGGUUGAUCCGUAUUCGUAACCCCUGGGGUCAGGUGGAGUGGACCGGGGCUUGGAGUGAUAAUUCGUCUGAGUGGAAUGCGAUUGAUCCAACAGAGAGGGAGGACAUGAAUUGUCACAUGGAGGACGGGGAGUUCUGGAUGCCCUUCCAGGAGUUCCUGCGCCAGUUUUCCCGGCUGGAGAUCUGUAACCUGACAGCAGAUGCUCUGAGUGAUGACAGCCAGAGUUUCUGGAACACCAUCAAGUUUGACGGAGGCUGGAGGAAGGGCAGCACGGCUGGAGGCUGCCGGAACCACCCAAACACCUUUUGGAUCAACCCCCAGUAUAAGAUUACCCUGCUGGAGGAGGACGACGACCCUGAGGAUGAAGAGGAGGCCUGCAGCUUCUUGGUGGCUCUCAUGCAGAAGGAUAGGCGCCGCUACCGACGCCAGGGGCAGGACAUGCACACCAUUGGCUUUGCCAUCUACGAGAUUCCAGAAGAGUUUAAGGGUUGUCAAAGUGUUCAUUUGAAGAAAGACUUCUUCUUGAAGCACUCAUCAUGUGCACGUUCUGAGACCUUUAUCAACCUGAGGGAGGUGAGCGCACGGCUGCGCCUGCCACCCGGGGAGUACCUGGUGGUACCCUCCACCUUCGAACCUGGGAAAGAGGCUGACUUUGUCCUCAGAGUCUUCACUGAGAAGCAGUCAGAGACACAAGAACUGGAUGAUGAUGUGGUGGCAAACUUUGAAGAUGAGGAGGACAUCUCAGAGAGUGACAUUGAGGACUCAUUCAGGGCCAUGUUCGCUCAGUUAUCUGGGGAGGACAUGGAGAUCUCUGUCCGUGAGCUCAGGACCAUUCUUAAUAGGGUCGUGACCAAACACAGGGACCUGAAGACUGAUGGGUUCAGCAUGGAGUCCUGUAGAGGCAUGGUCAGCCUAUUAGACAAAGAUGGCAGCGCUCGCCUUGGUAUAGUUGAGUUUCAGAUUCUGUGGAAUAAGAUCAGGAAGUGGCUGGGAAUCUUCCGCCAGUUUGAUCUGGACAAGUCUGGAUGUAUGAGCUCCUAUGAGAUGCGUCUGGCCUUGGAGUCUGCUGGAUUCAAACUGAACAACAGGCUGAACCAGGUGCUUGUGGCCAGAUACGCUGAAAACGAGGUCAUCGACUUUGAUAACUUUGUCUGCUGUCUGGUCAAGCUAGAAGCCAUGUUCAAGGCCUUCCAGGCGUUGGAUAGAGAAGGUGCUGGAACUGCUGAAAUGAAUGUCACAGAGUGGCUGUAUAUGACCAUGUGUGGUUGAAGUGUAUGGUGACCUAGUAUGCUGUAGAAGAGGACACGUACACACCCAUAGUAGAGGACAACCAUAGCCUCAAAGAGCCUCCAAAGCAUCUCAGUGCACCCAACUAAGGCUUGCAUCAUCUCAAACAAUCCCAAAGAAAAUGCUACUCCCUGCAUUUUAAUAACCACCACAAAUACCUUGCUGCCUCUGCUCAAUAACUUGGCAAUUGCAUUUAACCUGGUCAAUUACACGUGAUGAAAAUGAAAUGCUCUACUAAGGGAGUCGCUGCCUAUAAAUCACUGCACGCAUUAUACAAUGGCAAAGUGUUCAGGGCAUACCGUUAUGCAAAAAAUACAUGUAUUUUUAAAGUUCCAUUCCAAACCUCUUAGGUUUUCCUCUCUUUUGUUUAACCAUCAAAUUCAGAUGUUAGUCUGUCAUAAGAGAUGAUAUCGUACUCUGACAUUAUGUAUUUUUUGCUACCUUUCACGGAUCUUGGAUUAUAGAAAGUAUGUAUUGCUAUAGGCUGUUAAUGAACUGCAAAUUGUACUGAUGCCUUCAUCUUUAGGAUACCUCAGUACAGUAAACUACAUCAGUUAAAGACAGAAAUAUAACUAAUAUUUUUCUCAAGAUGGCAAUUUUAGUCUAAAAAUUGGCGAGGGUACUUUCAAAUAAAACACUAAAUGUAGGAAAGGGAUUCCUCAAUGUGACAAGGUAAAAAGUAACUUCGAUGCAUAUGCUGAACUGCACAUUUUAAUUCUACGAAUAUCACUGAAUAAAAACUGACUGAUCAUGUA